AUGAGAAAUAUUAAAAGAAGAACUAUUGCAAAUUUAAACUAUGAUAGUAGUUCCAUUGAUACGAAUAUUCCUGAUAAAGGGUCUAACACUUCAUUGAGAAAAGGACUACGUACAGGUAAACAGAACAAAUCUACAAGUGAUGAUCCAUCUGAUGGAGAAAAAGAGUUAGGUGAAAAUAUUACAGAAUUAAAAUUGUCCUAUAUGAAAAAAAAAAAAAAAAAAAGUGCCUUAGAUAAAAAUGCUCAUACAAGAACAAAGUCCAUGUAUCUAAGUGCUGUUGGGAAUACACUAAGUCUAAAGAGGGGAAACACUUCAUUACCGAAAACAAAGGGGAAAAUAAUGAUGGCGUAUCCUCACCUUGUUUCGAAAUAUUCUACGAACAACGUUAAACCCCAAAUUGAAGAGAGUGUAAAGCAAGGGAACGACCAAGAAGAAAAAAAAGAAAAAGAAAAAGAAAAAGAAGUAGAAGAUGAAUAUGGCGAAGUAGGGGAUGUAAAUAGCGAAGUAGGGGAUGUAGAUAGCGAAGUAGAAGAUGUAAAUAGCGAAGUAGAAGAUGCAAAUAGCGAAGUAGAAGAUGUAAAUAGCGAAGUAGAAGAUGUAAAUAGCGAAGUAGAAGAUGUAAAUAGCGAAGUAGAAGAUGUAAAUAGCGAAGUAGAAAAUGCAAAUAACGAAGUAGAAGAUGUAAAUAGCGAAGUAGAGAAUGCAAAUUACGAAGUUGAAAAAAAAAGUAACGAGGAAGAGGACAAGGAACAAAGCCAUAGGAAUGAUGAAGGAAGAAGAAAAAAAAUUAGUAGUAAAAGAGAAUCGAUAUUUCAAAGGCUAGCCACAGCUAACACUAUAAGUAGUAGCAACAAAAUUGUAAAUGAAAAGUUAAGGAAGCAAUUUACCGAAAAUAUUUAUUCGAUUAUGAAAAUGGGUCCAACAAAAUCCUUCAAUGUGAAAUUAGACAAUAAUAUAACUUACUCUUCUUUCAUGCCAUACAAUAAAGCCCGAAAGUUAAAUAUGGAAAAAAAGUUAAAUAUAAUGAAAGCAAAAUCACAAAUGUUAAAAAUAGCAGAAAAGUAUAUGAGUACAGAUAAAAUGAAAUCUUGCAAAAUGAUGGAAAGAAGGAAUACGCAAUCUUUAAUUAAAAACAUAAAAUUAAUUACAGAGGGGAUAGAGGUUUGGGGGCCAUUUCUGCCGAAGAAAAGAGAAGAAAUAAAAGCGACAAGGAAGCUUGGAUAUGUUCCAAAUUAUUUGAAGGAAAUAAUAACAGAACGUGAGAAGUCAAACAACUGGGUAAAUGGCGAGCUGUGUGGGGAAAUGGACAACAUAACGAACGGCAUAAUGAGCAACAAAUUUAAUGGUGAGUCAUGUAACAAGUCAAGAAACAAUUUAACACAAGGAAAGAAUGGAAAGAUGGUGUUAAGAAAAAGCAGCGGAAUGCAAGGUUUCACAUUAUUUGAAAAUAUGAUAGCUCUUAAUAAUAUUGGAAAGGUCUAUGUAUGGGAUGGGUAUCAAUGGAAGAACAUAAAGAUUUUAUAUGAAUCUUUUUUAUCCAUAAGUACUACUAAAAAUGGAUAUAUAAUAUGCAUUAAUAGAAAAUUUAAACCAGGGUAUUUAAUGAAUAAUAAAUAUUUCCAUAAAAUGGAUACAUUUACAGAUACAUAUUUUUUAAAAAUAGUGACAAGUAUUAAAAAUAAAAUAUGGGGUAUAAAUUUAAGAGGAGAAUUACAAAAAUGGAACAAGUAUGAAUGGAAAGAAGAAAAAAAAGCAUAUGGCAUCUCUAAGUUAAAAUCAUUAGCAUUUGAUAGAAAUAAUAAACUUUGGGUACUAGAUCAACAAGACUAUUUCUACAUUUUUGAUAUAGAAUAUAACAAUUGGAUGCUCAAAAAUAUUAAUGGGACUAAUAUAAAAGAUUUUGACUUUAAUGAAAACAAUUUUCUUGUUGCUGUUACAAAUCAUGGGAUGAUCAAAAUUUACAAAAAUAACAAGUGGAUCAAAUAUGGCAUAUUGGCAGAAAUGAAAAUAGCAAGUUUUCAUUUUAUACGGAGAGUUGAGGAAUAA
This is a messenger RNA of Plasmodium malariae, 2046 nucleotides long. RefSeq names its product conserved Plasmodium protein, unknown function. The record is from RefSeq and is a predicted model, not a curated record. NCBI's taxonomy places the organism in Eukaryota, Apicomplexa, Aconoidasida, Haemosporida, Plasmodiidae. The transcript is spliced from 2 exons. The coding region runs from base 1 to 2046 and encodes 681 amino acids. Gene Ontology annotation, molecular function: protein binding.